Messenger RNA from Prorocentrum cordatum, 1145 nucleotides. The record is from the annotation of a GenBank genome assembly. Lineage: Eukaryota; Dinophyceae; Prorocentrales; Prorocentraceae.
UGUCGACCGCACGUAAAGCCAGCGGGCGGGCCCGUCUGUGGUCUUCGAUCGGGCUCGGGCUGCAGUUCGCCGCCGUCGUGCACCGGGUGUACAUCGCCUCCACGCUGGGGUUUCUGUUGCAGCUUGAGCCGCUUCCAAGGGAGUGGCCAGUUACCGAGGCCAAAAUCCUCCGUCUUCUGGUGCGCGGCCCGUUCAGGUGGUGCGACCCGGGUGACCUGCACGGGCUACGGCGGGAUUUCGGCUUCCCGCAGGAGUUCCAGGAUUUACGCAUCGUGAGCGCCGCGGCGAAAUUCCGCGUUUGGCACCGCGAAGCCCGGGCGCAGGGCGGGCUGCAAUGCGUGUCUCGGCUUCGAUGCUUGGAGGCGCUGCUCCGCGAUUCCCCUCGCGUUCACCGCCUGGCGCGGUGGCCCGGAUGGUGGCGGACUUCGUAUCACCAAAGGCUGCGGGACAACGCCGACGCGCUCAUGCGGCAGGGCAUCACGCUCCUUGAAGCGCAGCACCAGGCGGCUGGCACGGCAGCGCGACCAUGGACCCUUGAUCAGGCGCGCAAGGCGGAGACGGGGCUGCAGCGCGCGGUCGGGAGGCUGCUUCUUGCCCAGGAGCGGAGGCUGCCAGAGGUGCGCAUGCGCGCCAAGCUCGAGCACUGGGACGUGGGGCUUUUCCCGCGGCUGCGAGCGCAGCGGGCGAUGACCGUCUUGCACCGGCUCGCAUCCCUUGUUCCCCGAGUCGCAGCGGCAGUGUGGCGCACGCUCUGGUCGGGGUGGUGCACUGCAAGGCGCUUCGGCGGGCGCGGAGCAUGCCUGUUCUGCGGCCUCGAGGACGGGGACUCAGUGGAGCACGCCACGGUUUGCCGCGCGAUUGCCGAGUUCGGGGCGGGCCACCUGCGGCUGCCGUACCGGCGAGACCGCGAAGCGCGGAGGCUGGACUUCUUGCUGCUUGAGCCGCAAUCCGAUCUCACGGAUGCUCGGCUGACGCUCGGGGCUCUGCGGAUGGUCGCGGCGUACCAGCUGCAUUGCAGGUUUCGGCGUCAGCGAGCGGCCCUGAGUGGCGCGCACACGGUGCGCCGCGCACUUGAGCAAGCCGUCCGGGAAGCCGUUCAAGGGCAUCGCCAGGCCGCAGCGGUGUUGGACACGCGCUGGCAGUGA